CGUUAUCUAAAGUGGAUGGGAAGAAAGCACAGCGACCAUCCCACCCGCUAUUGUUCAGCUGCAGCGAAGAUGACCGCCUUGAAGCAUCCGGUCUAUCCAAGAAGCUGUAACAAGACCUCAAGAAUCAUUAAUGCGGCCGCCACCUUCUGUUGCUCGAUGCAGCCCUCCACCAACAACAUAAAGGUGGUGAUCAAUGGUGCGACAAAGGAGAUUGGGAAAGCUGCCAUCGUCGCCGUGACGAAAGCCAGAGGAAUGGAGAUUGCCGGUGCCGUGGAUACCAAUUUAGUAGGACACGAUGCAGGAAAGUUAUGUGGCAUGGAAGAGCCUUUGGAGAUUCCAAUUCUUAAUGAUCUGACCAUGAUUUCAGGGUCCAUUGCCCAGACCAAGGCAAAUGGAGUCGUUGUCGAUUUCACACACCCUGGAAGCGUCUACGACAAUGUCAAACAGGCAGCAGCCUUCGGCUUGAGGAGCGUUGUAUACGUCCCAAAUAUAGAAUUAGAGACGGUAACUGCACUCUCUGUAUUCUGCGACAAGGCUAGCAUGGGUUGUCUUGUUGCUCCAACACUGUCCAUCGGCUCUCUUCUCCUCCAGCAAGCAGCACUCCAAGCUUCCUUCCACUACAACAAUGUAGAGAUUGUUGAAUCGAGACCUGAUCCAUCCGAUCUACCAUCAACAGAAGCAGUCCAAAUUGCUAAUAAUCUCACAGAUCUUGGCCAAAGAUACAAUCGGGAAGACAUCUCAACAGACAAUCCAGCAAGGGGUCAGGUUCUGGGUGAAGAUGGAGUGCGUGUCCACAGCAUGGUUUUACCGGGUCUAACUUCUACCACAACAGUACACUUCUCGGGUCCUGGGGAGGUUUACUCUGUGAGACAUGAUAUCACAAAUGUUCAGUGUCUUAUGCCAGGCCUCAUCUUGGCCAUCAGAAAGGUGGUUCGCUUGAAGAACUUGAUCUAUGGCCUGGAGAAGUUCUUGUAGCAAUUGAAUUUUUCGCUAAACAUAAAGAGAGCUGAUGUGUGUAGAAGAUAAAUUGCUUAGACUGUUAAAAGAGCUUCAGUAUAAGCAUCCAAGCAUCGAAGCAGUGAUCACUUGGCACCAAACAUCGGAAUAUGAAUAAAGUCGUCAACUCCUUGCAAAUUCAAAACGACAAAAGCAUGAUGUCAAGUGCUUCAUUCAGAUACAGUUUUCAAAGUGCAAAGACAUAAUAAGUGCAGCACACAACUCUGGUGUAGUAACUCUUAGGAAAACAUCAAUCUGAGGUCAACUCUGAUGUACUCCAAAUAAUCUUAAUACAAAUUUAUAGAUGAUCAUCAAUAAUCAAUAAUAAACGCAAUAGAAAACAUCUGGUUAUUUAUCCCAGAUGGGAUUCCUACACAA
Molecule: messenger RNA, 1374 nt
Organism: Musa acuminata AAA Group (dessert banana)
Lineage: Eukaryota; Viridiplantae; Streptophyta; Magnoliopsida; Zingiberales; Musaceae
Product: dihydrodipicolinate reductase-like protein CRR1, chloroplastic
Exons: 10
Coding region: 16-975 (319 amino acids)
Cellular component (GO): chloroplast stroma
Molecular function (GO): 4-hydroxy-tetrahydrodipicolinate reductase activity
Source: RefSeq, a predicted model, not a curated record